AUGGCUACUGAGAACGACCAAGUCAUCGUUUCCCCUUUCGAGACUGAGAAAGAUGUCGAACAAGGAUAUCACUGUAUCUCUCAAGCAUUCGGCGCUCAGGCAAAAGACGGACUUUGGAUGAUGACGAACCUUGGAUGGGACACCCCAGAGGGAAAAGACAUCCACACAAAACGUUUGCUGCAACGAUGGCAAUCUGUCAAGACGAACAAAGAUGGAAAACCCAACACCGUUUUCCUCAAAGCAACCCUCCCUGAUCCGAAUAACCAGGGCGAGAGACGUGUCGUUGGAGUUGCCAUCUGGCAGCAAUUUUCCUUUGUCGACGGCUACGGCGAUCCAUUCGACAGCGAUGUCUCCGAGCAUCUUGGCCAUUUCGGCGAGCAAGAUGGGCGUUUCGUACAGCAAAUGACUCAUUCGCUAUACAAGAGACGCAUCGAGUACAUGCGUGAAGUCGAAGCGUCCGGUCGCAACCCUCCUGCAAUCUUCACUUUGGACCUGUGCACCGUAGACCCGGCAUACCAACGCCGCGGUAUCGCUGGUAAGCUAGUUGAAGCAGGUCUCGCCGAGGCAAAAGCACGAGGCGACCUGGAAUGCACUACAGAGGGUAGUGCCAUGGGAAGAGCACUAUAUAGGAGAAUGGGGUUCAAAGACGAAGAGGGUAAGGGUGAUAUCCAGUUUGAAGUGGAUGAUGAGUUCAAGACGCGGAAUAUGCCGCCCAACGUCUUUCUGAGGACCCGUGCUUGA
Messenger RNA from Pyrenophora tritici-repentis Pt-1C-BFP, 741 nucleotides. Its product is annotated as putative GNAT family acetyltransferase. The record is from RefSeq and is a predicted model, not a curated record. Gene Ontology annotation, molecular function: acyltransferase activity, transferring groups other than amino-acyl groups. Lineage: Eukaryota; Fungi; Ascomycota; Dothideomycetes; Pleosporales; Pleosporaceae.